This is a messenger RNA of Strongylocentrotus purpuratus (purple sea urchin), 4177 nucleotides long. Its product is annotated as hyalin. The record is from RefSeq and is a predicted model, not a curated record. The transcript is spliced from 21 exons. Bases 230 to 3964 code for a protein of 1244 amino acids. NCBI's taxonomy places the organism in Eukaryota, Metazoa, Echinodermata, Echinoidea, Camarodonta, Strongylocentrotidae.
UCUACUUCAGCAGAGGUUUAACCACUUUAUCAUCACGGCUGUACACGUCCACAGUUACGUGGAUUGGUUCCUCUGUAAAGAGCGUCAUAGGGUUGUAUAUCUCAUAGACAUCGAUCGUGUUUUGAAGUCGUUUGAAGCCGAAAGACCAGGAGGAAUUUGACGAGUGUGGUCUUUUAGAGAUCACCUUUAGGUGUAUCUGUAUCACACCUGGACAAGAGGAAGAGUAGUUAUGGAUACAGGACGUUCAUUCAAGGUUUUAACAUGGGUGUCAUUGGUCUGUAUUCUAGUGUACAUACCUACAACUACAGCAAAUACUGCACAUGACCCACCAGCCUUCUCGGAGGACUUUGGUGUAUUAACAUUUAACAAUUCCCAAACACCAAGUUGGGUACUGACUGCCAGUGAUAGCUCGGGUAUUGUCACGCUGACAUCGUCACCUAGUCCUGGGUCCUACUUUCCUCUAGGCAACACCACUGUGACUGUUACCGCCACCAGUGCCUCGAUUACCUCCAUAGAAGUAUUUACAGUCCAAGUCGUAUCUGACGGUUCACCAGAAACGGCAAACUGUCCAGGAGAUCAACUACACGAGGUCUCACCGUCUGAAGUACCUCGUGCAGUUACCUGGUCAGUGCCAAGUGCCAGAGGAUCAGGGACUAUUACAACCACCAGCAACUAUAGUCCGGAUGACAUGUUUAGAGAAGGCACGACCAAAGUCAUCUACAAAUUCACAGAUGAUGCUGGCAGGAGCUCCAAAUGCUUUUUUUACAUCAAAAUCACAAUAAAUGCCGACGAAAUAGCACCAGACGUCGUCUUUUGUCCUGGGAAUGUGACAGUUACCAAGCCAGCAGGGACGGUACAGGCCACAGUCACCUGGAACGAGCCAAUGUUCUACGAUGCUGUAAGUAAAGCUGAUCUCGAUAUACAGCAGUCAAAGCAAUCCGGCUCAAACUUUACCGUAGGUUCCACUCAGGUGCUGUACACCGCUAUGGAUGGAAAAUUUAACGCGGCAGACUGCCAGUUUACAGUAACUAUAAAUGUGGUGGAAGACAACGAUAAACCUGUGAUCGUCGGUUGCCCUCAAAACUUCACUCACUGGGUCACUGCUGGACAGACAACAGCACCCGUUUCAUGGGUAGCUCCGGAUAUUACCGACAAUUCUAGCUUCACCGUUCAAGUCUCUCAUGAACCAGGCAGCGAGUUUACAGUCGGAAUGGACACCGUUGUGUCCUACGUUGCUAAAGAUGCUGUCAACAACAUGGCAGACUGCACCUUCACCAUAUCCGUCAGAGAGGAUAGUGUUGACCCAGAGCUUCAAUGCCCAUCCAACAUGAGCAUUAGAGUGACCCAGGAUAUGACUACCCAAGUGGUCACCUGGCCGACUCCAAGUGCAACUGACAACUCCGGGAAUGUCACUGUCACCUCGAGCCCGAAGUCUGGGACAGCAUUCCAGGCAUCAGUGUCUGGGCAAAAUGACACAGUGACUGUCACGGCUGCCGAUGCUUACGGAAAUUCUGAUACGUGUACCUUCCUCGUAAAUGUCCGAUAUGAUGUUCGUCCAGAGCUGUCCUGCCCCGUUGUCAGUCAAGAAACAGUACCUGGUGAAAGCUUUGCCACAGUUACAUGGCCAGAUGUAGUUAUUACUGAUGAUUAUACUAGUGACUCAGCGCUAGUGAUCACCAUGUCCCACGGGUCAAUGAUUGCCAACUUGCAGUACGAUGCCGACCCGGUAACCGUCACCAUAACAGCGCAAGAUGAGCUGGGUAACAUAGGGAGCUGCACAUUCACUGCUGAUGUUGUAGACACGGAGAAACCAGUGUGGUCAGCGUGUCCCCCGAACGUUAAUAAAACGGCCGAAUUAGGAACUAACUCCAAAGUUGUAGACUGGGAACUACCUUCUGUUAGUGAUAACUCAGGCAAGGAUCCCAUCAAGACUAACAACCCUCCUGCCUCUCAGCUCUUCUCGGGGGGUAUUUGGCCUGUGGUCUAUACGGCUACUGAUGACUCCGGUAAUACUGGAACAUGCGAGUUCUACGUCACUGUGAUUGUCGACGAUGAUGUGCCUGAAUUUACCAACUGUCCGACGAGUCAAGUGAGAUUUAACUCGGACGCAAACACCAACUCAGCCGUAGUCGACUGGGGUGAUAUCACUGCUACAGACAACUCUGGGACCCCCACCAUUACAUCCAACUAUGCCAGGAAUCAGCGUCUUGACAUCGGAUCAUACGACUUGGUAUACCAAGCUCGAGAUAUCCAUGGCAAUGUAGCAUUCUGCAGAUUCAACGUCUUAGUGAUUGAUACUGAGGCCCCAGGAUUUGUUGCCUGCCCCGAUUCGUUCAGUGUAUUCAUUCUCGGCUCACAGCCUUCGGUCAGAGUCUCGUGGACGGAACCAACGUUCAUGGACAACUCCAUACAGGGUACCGUCACAGCAAUGCCAUCACCCGGCAGUAGUCCACCAGGAUCACAAUUUGCUCCUGGCGAACAUCUCAUUGAAUACAUGGCAAUGGAUGCCCAAGGAAACACUGCCUCCACCUGCUCAUUCACUGUCAAUGUCAUAGUUCAGACAGAUACCAUUGAACUGGAUGGUGAACUCCUGCUUGACAUCGUGCGUGGAAUCAAUGGCCAAUUCAGCCCUACGAUAGCUCGUCUACAAAGCCUGCGGGACGACCUCGACGAUCUCUUUAGAAUCUCCUCUAGCUUAGCUCCAAAUUUUGUGGGAAUAGAAAUCCUUGCUUCAAGUUUCGAUACGUCCAGUAACUUCAAGAUCCAGUUCCGUCUUCAUUUUAGUAAUCCGUCGUACUACAAUGAAGAAGAAAUUAAGCAAGCAUUUUACUCGGCUCUUACUGACAAUCUUAAUUUUGCCACCACCAAUACGAUUGUACCUGAGUCAUUCGAUUUAGGUGUAAGGGAAUUCCGCGGCCAGAUUACCCUGAGGCGAAUUGUAUCUUCACCAACAACUGAGGUGGACUUUGCUACAUGUUGCGGAGAUCCAACAAGUACUCAAUAUCUUGCUUUGGAAGCAAGAAUUCAUGUAAACCUGUGGUCAACCUUUAGGGGCUUGGGGAACUUCAGGAUGGUGAAGUCACUUCGGUUUAAGUCCGGCAGCGUCGUUGUACCCUUCACAGUAACACUAAGUGAUGAUUCAACGGCAACCACCCAACAGGCUGAUACUUUCUUUGCCAAUGCCGUUGAUGGGUCUUCCCUGGAGUGGAUGCCGGGUGGAGUGUCAUCAGAGCUUUUCCUUGUAACCCUUUCACCACCCAAUGUACUUCCAAUCAUAGAGGUUUGCCCUUCUUCAUUUGAGUGUUUAUCUAAUGGAGGAACAUGUACUGUCUUGAAUCAUAUUGAAGUCUAUUACUACGAAUGCAGCUGUCCUUCUGGUAGAUCAGGAGAUAAUUGUGAAAAUACAGGCAUUAAUCUGAGCACAGGGGCGAUCAUAGGAAUCGCAGUGGGCGUGGCCACUUUCUUCCUUCUCUUACUCUUCAUCUGCUGCUGUCUUUACUUUUGUGGAACAAGAAGGUACCAGGAUCCUGUGUAUGGUCAGAAACCAGCUCCGCUCAUGCUCAUGCCAAGAGACGACUACUAUUAUCGUCGACCCCCCAUCAUGGAUCGACGUGGCCCGAUCAUCACUGAGAUGGAAGAGGGGCUCGAAGGUCCUUAUUUCCAUCACGAGAGAGAGGACUACCGUGCCCCAGCCCCUCUUCCGUUGGCCAUCGAACCCGCGCCAUCCCUUCAAAUCCCUCGUCCUGUCACAAAUGGUCCCAAAUUUCAUCACGAGUAUGAGGAUGCUGUUCCUGCACCUCAACGACGAGAACGCUCCAGGAGGAAUCGCUUCCGGGACGUGCUUCCGGAUCGUCUUACACGAGGUCGACAUCGAGAUCAUGAGGGACGUCACUACCAGCGAGACUAUGUGCCAGAGAGGAUGGAAGAUACGAAACAGCGACUGUUCCGAGAAUUCAACUACUAGAAUAGACAUAUUAUCAAGAGACCCAGUGUGGAAGGCUCACCGCUGUACUGCUCCUUGGAAUACUGUCUUCCCUUCUAAAAAUCGUUAAAAUGUGUUUGAUAAUUUUGUUUUCUAUUAAGAUUAAACACGUGGUCAGAUUUGAAACUGUAUUAGCAGCAGUACUUUUUUAAACAACAUCUAAAUGAAUGGUAAUCGCACAAAACAAUGGUCCUU